AUGGGUAUGCCUCAUCGAGGACGUCUCAACACCCAGGCCAAUGUCUGCCGCAAGCACCUUAACCAGAUCUUCAUCCAGUUCGCUAUUCUGAAGACCGCGGAUUAUUAUCAUUUGGGCAUGUACAUUGAGCGUCUGAACCGGUUGACAAACAAGAACUUCCGCAUGGCUGUUGUGACCAAUCCAUCACAUCUGGAAGCCGUCGAUCCCGUCGUGCCGACCAAGACCCGUGCCGAGCAGUUCUAUCUUGAUUUUUUUGGAGCUAGUCUUGGAGAGGAAUCCAGAAAAGAGCAAAGACAAGUAGCAGCGAUUGCAGACGCAGCGCCAGCUAAGCUCUCCGGGCAUGAAGUACAAGAGUCCGGUGCUGAGUUACGCCGUGGAUAUGGUGGAUGCUUGUGUCCGUUAUUGCGAGCAGUUGGAUCACCUCAACGAACAUGGAGGAACACACUUCAAAUAUUGAGAGAGCUUCUCUCUUAUGCUAUUUUGUGCAGAGAUGGCUCCUACAAGGAUCUUACAGCCAUUGAUCAUCUUGUGAAGGUCUACUACCUGGUGUACUACUAUCCGACACGGUGUCGGGCAGAAGCUGAGGUCGAGCAAUGCAAGAUGGAAGUGGUCCAGACCCUGCUGGCCUUCACGCCGCCUAAUGAACAGGAUGAGGAGUCACUGCACAAGUCCCUGUGGACGCUAAUGGUCAGGGAAGUCCUUAAAAACAUCGAUGGACCAGCUCAUUUUAUUCCAGGACUUAAACUCUUGGCAGAACUCCUUCCAAUGCCGCUGCCGAUGUCCCAGCCAUUGUGUGACCAGUUGAAGCAGCAGCAUAAGAAACGCCUGAUUACUGAGCGGAAACUGUGGUCCGCCCACUUGCAUCCGCAGAGCGGCCAGGUUGCCAAGCUGGUGGAGGCCCUGGCUCCGGCCAGUUUCUCCCAGCUGUCGGACAUGUUGAAAAGUGUCAGCAUGUAGCUCUCAGAUCUGGCCCCCAAUAUGACACUGCUCAUUGCCAAGACAAUUACGGAGCUGUUGUGCAACACAUAUCAGACCACCAAUUGCAUCCCAACCACCAACCUAAAGAGGCUUCUUCGCUUUUCUAAGCGGCUAUGUGCUUUUGUUUCGUUGAAGAGUUCCAUGCUGUCCAUACUAUCGGGCAAGUUUUGGGAACUGUUCCAAUGCCUCCUGGCUCUAAAUGAGUUUAACGAAGUGGUUUCUAACUGCCAAGAGGCAGUGCAUCGUAUCUUGGACAGCUUUUUGGACUCACGGAUCUCGUUGAUUUUCCAUAUGUCGACCGCUGCUCCAGCUCUUAAUCUGGCUGCGGCUCUGCCGCCCAAGGAACUCAUUCCCAGGAUUGUUUUUAGUAAUCUGACGAGUGUGGAGGUCACCCAUGGCAUCUCCAUUCCGACAGUCCGCAAUAUGAUUAUCCUAACAGAUCAUGACUUUACCUUCUACCCACGGUUGCCAUUCCAAAAAAAUUUUUUGUACCAAAAUUUUGAAAAAAUGUACCAAUUUGAGCAAAAAUGUACCACAAAUUUUUCUCGGUAUUUUUGAAAACUAAAAUUUCUUUACGUUUUUUUAAAAUGAUCUUUUAUUAUUUCACGUUUCAUUUUUGAAGUGAAACUUCUUAUACGACGCCGGAAAAUGUU
Messenger RNA from Drosophila ananassae, 1631 nucleotides. RefSeq names its product protein virilizer-like. Bases 1 to 957 code for a protein of 318 amino acids. The transcript is spliced from 5 exons. Gene Ontology annotation, cellular component: RNA N6-methyladenosine methyltransferase complex. The record is from RefSeq and is a predicted model, not a curated record. Gene Ontology annotation, molecular function: RNA binding. Lineage: Eukaryota; Metazoa; Arthropoda; Insecta; Diptera; Drosophilidae.